Venturia canescens is the source of this 2804-nucleotide messenger RNA. RefSeq names its product TGF-beta-activated kinase 1 and MAP3K7-binding protein 3-like (gene Tab2). The transcript is spliced from 10 exons. Lineage: Eukaryota; Metazoa; Arthropoda; Insecta; Hymenoptera; Ichneumonidae. Bases 531 to 2549 code for a protein of 672 amino acids. The record is from RefSeq and is a predicted model, not a curated record.
AGUGGUCCCCGACGGACGGUCGCUUGCGUUCAUCCUCGUUAUUUUGGAUAAUAGUCCACGACGAAGGAGAGACGCGUCCGUGAUCGCCGUCCAGUCAAGAGAAAAAAAUAUAUAUAUAGCGAAAAAAACCUACAUACACACGCACACGUAGAUUCAGUCAAAGUUUAUGAAAUUUGUGAUGUAACUAAAACAACGGUUCUUUCGGAAUUGGAGCCUCGAAAAAUCUUGCAAACAAAGGAUAUUUUGUGUAUUUGGGAUAUUAUUGUUUUUCGGGUUCAAAUUUAAAGCGUUGAAAUGAAAAAUGAAGUUUCGAAUUGCUCAUAAAUAAAAGUGAUCGUGUACGAGUUUAGAUUUCUUAUUUUAAAAAUCUUUCGGGUUUUUCGCUCUUUUUUUUCCUUCCGAAUCAUCCAUGGGUCUAUUUGACUUCGGACGUGUAUCGAUGGUUGUCGUCCGAUAAAUCGUAAUAACGAGAUGAAUUUCGACGACGAAAAACUCAGGUAGCGGCUCUGCCAGGAGGAUGGGGGCCCACGAUGGGGGAGUGCUACUGCUCUAACAUCACCAUCAUGCAGCUGUUCCACGAGCUGAAGCAACAGUUUCCUGCGCUCCCCGACCACAUCGUGUCCCAGUGCAUUGCCCAGAAUAGUCACGACAAAGAGACAUGUGCACGAAGUUUACGAGUAACCCAGGAAUCCCGUCCGUCCCCAGGUGCGUUUCCUCCGCGGGCGCAGCCUCAGAAAGAAGCGAUAGCGAAGGUGGCGAAAAGGCCGGUUGAGGAUGAGCCUCCUCGUGGUAUGACAAGCAGGAGUCAUGCGACGAGUUUGAACGGAGUGAACAGGAGCAGAAUACCGAACGGUAAUCCAGCCCAGAUCCGAGCGCACAGACCGGCGUCUCUGGACAUUGGAAGAGCGUUUGGGGCGCGCCAAUGUCCGAGGUCGCCGAACGGUCGACCCCGAGGAUCGGGCACGAACAGCAGGGAGCCAGGGAGCCGUGUGAACAACCCCGCGCCAUCCUCCGCACCGCCGACUUUCUUUCCCGCGAGGGGCUUCUUCGAAGAUUUCGCUACUCCGAGCCCUGCGAAGCAAAAUAUCAAGGUCGCGGUUGAGGCGACGACGAGCACGAAUCAAACCGCCACGACGAACACCAAGGAUAUUUCUGACUCGCUGAUCGGUCUUGAAAACCAGUCAAGAAAUCGGGCCAACCAGCCUGCCGGGUUCGAACUUAACGUCAACGUGGCCUGCAGUCCAGCUGGUAAUCACGAUUUUCGAAUAGUGCCGAAAAUUGGCACGCCCAAACGAACUGACUUGGUGCUCGAGCCACGAGCCCAUUACGCCGAUGCCAGGAUUGCGCAAUCCAGCAAACCCAUCAACUUGAUAAACCACCGAAAAUCCCCGGACCCAACGAGGAGCUACACGUCGGUGAGCCUCACCCUGAGGCCACCCUCCUCCGAUCCGCAACCGCCGAUCGACAUACGAUCGCAAGGAUCGAGCCUCACGUAUUCCACGUCGUCCUUAGACCCGCGGGGCUUUCAAAGUCGCCUUCAAAUCAGCAUUGGACCGGGAAGCGUCGGCAGCGUCGCUUCCGCCAGGAUCAGACCACCCAUGGGACUUCCAAGGCCCAAUAGCCUCGUCCCCCAUCAUCAAACUAGUCAACAGAGGCCUCCAGGACUUCCUGCUGGCCCACCGAGUCAAUUGCCCCGGCCCACGACAACAACGAGUGCUCCGACGACGCCCUCAGCACCCGUAACAAACCUCGUACAGCCCAUUAGCUUACCAACGACCCCUUCCACUCACUCAGCAAUCUCGUCGCCCCCUUCCGGCUCUCCUACGCGAGAUCCGUCUCAGGUGAAAACGGACCUUAACUCUUUGCCUUCCAAUCCAGCGGCAGAGCAUCAAUCCGUUAUCAUCGCAGAACAAUUACUGAGGAAGGAAAGACUGGAGAAAGAGCUGAAGGCUGAGAAGGGAAGACUCGAAGCAAUGAAGCGAGAAUUGCAGACACUUACGAAACCGGUAGAGUCCACCGGCUCGCUGGUUGAAGAAAUCAAAAGGAAAUUAGUCAGUGAAAUUUAUCAACUACGGUUGGAGUGUGACCGACUGGCCGACGAAGUGGAUAAGAGGUCCGAUCCAAGAGUUCCUCUAGGCGAAACAAACGAGGAGUUUUAUCAGGGCAUUUAUACGGGUCAACCGUACGCAUUAAACGAUAAUUACGUCGGAGGUGGCGUUGCGAGGAGAUCGCCAGAACCACCGCCGUUACCAAGCAGGCCACCGGUUUGGCAAACCCCUUCACCGAGGAUAAACCAACACCAUAAUAAUGUGGAAAAUCGUCGAGAGGAACCGAGCAACGAGGAUUGGGACGAGCGCGAUGGUCCUUCGUGGGUUUGUCGAAUGUGUACUUUUGACAAUCAUCCACUAAUGGACAAAUGCGAGCAAUGUGAUAUGCCGAGAUUGCUCGUUCGUGACACAGCAGGCGAGACGCAGGAUAUUCACAUACGUGUUACACACCAUCAUAAUUUCAACUCACCGAGGAGAACCGUGCACAGUUGGGUGGUGUAACACGUGAGCGAAAAUAGAAAUCGAUCUAUCGUUGAAUAAAACAAAACUGUAAAUACUUAAUUAUUUAAUAAAAUAACUAAAUAGGAGAGAAAAAGGAGGAAGGAAAGAAGAAAAAUCGAGAAACUUUCGCACGACAAAGAAAUGUGUAUAUUGUAAUUAAAUUUUUUAUUUGACAUUUUAAUAGCUUUGUCGAAAGGUCAAAUGAACUACAAAAAAGUUAUUUUCGUAUUAUUAAAGAAAUAUUUCGACAAAUUA